Paramecium sonneborni is the source of this 2221-nucleotide messenger RNA. The record is from the annotation of a GenBank genome assembly. Lineage: Eukaryota; Ciliophora; Oligohymenophorea; Peniculida; Parameciidae.
AUGAACUAAUAGAGAUGUCCCAAUAAACAACAUAAUUUAUAUCGGCAUCAAGCCAUAAGAUACAAAGAUGAAACAAUUAUAGAUUCUACUCAUACAAAAUCAUAAAUAUCAGAUUAGAGUAUAAAAUUAUGAAUAAUUUGAGAAAUGUCUAAAAUAUCAGAAAUCAAAGUCGUAAAUGAUUUUUCAAUAGAUUCAUAAUAUUUAGAUCGUAGUAGUAUUUUAGAAUAAUCUUUGGAAAAUGAUUUGCGUUAAUGGUAAUAAGCUUAUAAGAUAGACAAUUUAAUUGUUUAAAAACUUGAAAAAGGUUUAAAUUACUAAUAUAGUAGAAAUAAAAGAUAUUGAUAAUUAAAUAGUUUAGAUUGCAACAUAAUUCGAUGUUUGUAUGAACUUACAAUAAAAAACAGAAUCCAAAUUUAAAGAGUUUUAAUAACUUAUGAAAGGUACAUAAUUUAUUAAAUUUUCCCGAUCUAACUGUAAAAAAUGGGAUUAAAGAAUGAUUUUUUAUUGUUCAUUUUUAGAUUCAAUAUGUUGGAAAUCAAAAUCUUCAAAAUUUCCAUCAGCUAAAUAAACUAUUCCUAUAGAUUAAAUAAUUUAGAUACAUACUAAUUAUAAUAAGUAAUAUUGAAUUAAUAUUAUGUAGAUAUAAAAUGAUAAAAAAGAGUUUUGUUUUACCUUAAAAUGCUGAAUAGGAUUGUUUUUUAGCGAUUGAAGCAAAAAAUGGAAUUCGAUUAGAAUUAUUGGCAGAGAAUAAAGAAGAUUAAUUGUUAUAUGCUAGAAUUUUGAAUCUUUUAAUAAAUAAAGAAAGAAAUGUUAAAAGCUAAAAUUAAAUAAUAAUUGAAUAAUAUAGUAUGGAUAUUAAUCUAAUAAGAAAAGUAUUGUUUAUUAAUAAAUGAAACUAGAAUUUAGAAGGAUCUAAAAAGAAUUUCUUAGAAACUAUUGAGAAGCUAUAGCAAACUUUUAUUUCUACAACUUCAACAUUAUUGAAAUAAGAGAGAGAGAAAACAAAAACGAUAAAAAAAAAAUCUUAGCAUUAUGUUUUUUAAAGUAAACUUUAAUUAGAAGAUAUGAAUAAAGAAAAUAAAAUAUAGAAAAAGUAAAUAAAGGAAUUGUAGUUAGAAAAUGAUUAUUUAGAAAGUAGAAUAGAAUAAUUAUAAGAAUAUUACACUUAAAGAUAAUUAUAAAUUAAGAGUUCAAGUAAUCCUUAAUAGAUUUAGUUAUAUUAAAUGAUAAAAGACAUAAUAGGUAUGAAUGGAGAUUAAAAUAUUCAAAAUGAAUCCUAAUAUGAAUAUUAACCAUAAGACUAUCAUGAAGAAAAUAUUAAAAAUUUACAAAAGCUUUCCACUCUCUAUGAUAGAUAAUCAAGUACUGAAAUAGAACUAAGAUCAUUUAUUAAAGAACUAUAAUAAGAGAAAUAGUAAAUAGCUACUCAAUUAUAAUAAUCAUAAUUAGAUUUACAUGAAUAGGAAACGUAUAUAAUUGAAUUAGAAAAUAUAAACAAUUUGUUAUAAACUAAAUUACAAGAUGUGAAUCAGGUAUUAGAAUUCAAAGAGUAACAAUUUUCUAAUUUAGUUUAAGAUAUGCAGAAAUUACAAUAGGAAAUUCCUAAAUUGAUGAAUAAUAAUUAAUAAUCUAUUCACACAGAAACCAGAAGACUCUAAACUGAAAAUGAUAAACUAAAAGAUACUAUACAAAAUAAAAUAAGAGAAUUAAAAAAGUAUAUAUGAUAUUAAUGUUAGUUAAAUGAUAAAGGAUGAAUAAAAUUGGAUGUAUUUCUUUGUUCAAAUUAUUUCUUAAAUUUGUUACUAUAUUGCACCUGAUGAUUUAUCAUCUGACAUUAAUAUAACUAUUUAAGGAUUGUAUUAUAAAUUGUGUGAAAAAGCAUAUGGAGAGUCAUAAUCUUAGUUAGAAAACUUGAUCAAUUUGAUUAAAUAAAAGGCUAACUUCUUUUAAAAAUAAUAUAAAGAACAGUUUGAAUAAUUAUUUAAGGAUUAAUAGGCUAUAUUAUGUAGUUUAGCAUCUAGUAAUAAAUAAAAUAAAAUUAUUAGAAUUGCCUUCUCCAAAAACAACAAAUUCUAGAUAAUCAUCUCAUUAAACUUUACAAUUAGAUAACACAUUUUAAUCUCCAAGUAGAGUUUUUGUGAAAAAUAAGGCUAAAUUAACAAAAGAUAAUCAUCCUUUAGAUUCUUUAUAAAUAUAAUAUUUGACUUAAUUAAUUAAAUGA